AUGGCUUCCAAAUCCAUUCUUAUUCUGUCCAUUUUUCUCUUGGUAGCCACAAAGGUAUUUUCAUAUGAUGAAGAUCUCAAGAUAGUGGUGAGUCCUUCAAAUCCUCCAUCACCGCCACUAGUGAAGGCACCAACUCUUCCACCACCGCCACCACCGGUGAAAGCAUAUCCUCAUCCCCCAGUGAAGGCACCAACUCCACCACUACCACCUCCACAGGUGAAGGCACCUCCUCCUCCCCUAGUGAAAACACCUCCUUAUCCCCCAGUGAAGGUACCACCACCACCAGUUAAGGCACCUACUCCACCAACACCAGUAGUGAAACCACCUGUUGUUUCAGCUCCACCACCUCCCAUGGUUAAAUCCAAGAAGGAUUGCAUUCCACUAUGUGAUUAUAGGUGCCAAAAUCACUCAAGGAAAAGAGUGUGCAUGAGAGCAUGCAUGACCUGUUGUGACCGCUGCAAAUGUGUGCCUCCAGGAACUUAUGGUAACCGCGAAAAGUGUGGCAAGUGUUACACUGAUAUGUUGACUCAUGGCAACAAAUACAAGUGCCCAUAG
Messenger RNA from Gastrolobium bilobum, 555 nucleotides. Its product is annotated as gibberellin-regulated protein 14. Lineage: Eukaryota; Viridiplantae; Streptophyta; Magnoliopsida; Fabales; Fabaceae. The record is from RefSeq and is a predicted model, not a curated record. The coding region runs from base 1 to 555 and encodes 184 amino acids. The transcript has 4 exons.